ACCCAACUAGACUCUACCGGGCCGCGAUGAUUAGAAACGCUGACAAGCCCUGGGAACGAUGUAUUCCAAAUGGCGGAUGGAUACUGAUAGCUCCAUGUAUGACGACAGACAUAGGUCGACAAGCAAUCACUAGAUCCAGGCCGAGGAUAGCUAUAGGUCCAUCCCCGCAUUGCCUUAGGUUGUGCGACGCCGCUUGCGUGCUUUGGGGUCCGGAAACUCGCAUAAUAAAUGCAUGGAGAUAAAAGAACUGUGGUUAGUAAUACCUUAGGGUAUUUGAAGCUCGAUUGGCGGGGAAAGGCGUAUAUAUUGACGGUGUUCGUCGCCUGGUUGUUGGGAUCGUGUUACUCCGUACUGGUCUUGCUUCCACUGUCGAAUUAUCAGCGCUGCACGCAGCGAUCAAACCAUACCUCGAGAUAUUCUUCGUUUCCUCGGACAUCGCAUCCACUUCCCGCCAUCGAUUGAGCCGCCAUGCCUCUCUCUGAAGACGUUCAAGUGCUUGAGACGAGCAAGGGUCUCGUCGGUGCGCUCCAAGGCGCCGCCGGUGGACCGUCGCAGUUCCGUCCUGCCCACGCACGCGGCCGCCUCUACACAGGCACCUUCACACCCACGCCCACCGCCUCCUCCCUCUCCCGCGCCCCGCACUUCACCUCCCCCUCCACCCGCCUCACCCUGCGCUUCUCCUCCUCGACCGGCAUCCCCACCAUCCCGGACACAGAACCCACCGCCAACCCGCGCGGCCUCGCCCUACGCUUCCACCUCCCCAACCUGCCCAACGGCCACCGCCACCACACGGACAUAAUCCUGCAUUCGACGCCCUCGUUCCCCACCCGCACCGGCGCCGAGUUCCUCGAGCUCCUGAAGUUGUUGGGAGGCGGCGACAAAGGCUCCAUCGAUGCGUUUCUAGGCGCGCACCCGGAGACGCAGCGGUUUUUGCAGACGCCGAAGCCGAGCCCCGAGAGUUUCGUGACGGAGCGGUACUUUGGGGUGAAUGCUUAUUACCUCGUUGAUUCCGAGGGGAAGAGGACGGCGAUUAGGUAUCGGGUCGUUCCUGCGUCCGGAGAAGUGAGGCAUCUCUCUAGCGAGGAUUUGGAGAAGAAGGAUAGGGAUUAUUUGUUUGCGGAGUUGCCUCGCAGGUUGGAGGCUCAGGGGCCGGUAGAGUUGGUUCUGCAGGCUCAGGUUGCGGCAGUGGGGGAUGUGGUUGAUGAUGCGACGGUGGUGUGGCCCGAGGAGAGGGAGAUUGUUGAGCUGGGGAGGGUGAGGAUAGAGAAGGCGGUCGAGGAAGAGGAGAGCUUGAAGGAGCAGAAGAGGGUUAUUUUCGAUCCGAUACCGAGGGUGGAGGGGGUGGAGCCGAGCGCGGAUCCUUUGCUGGAGGUGAGGGCGAAUGUCUAUCUGAUUAGCGGGAGGCAGAGGAGGCAGGCGGAGUGAGGAGGGAUAUGUGCUGGAUGAUGAACCGUCAUCGAAGUCGGAUAGCUUGAGCGUACGACUCCGUCGGAUCGACAUGAUUAACUGUUUGGAGAUAUAUCUGAAACUUCGGAGAUUUUGUUUCGAAGGAAAGAGGACCGCCCCUUGGAACUUGUUGGUAGGGGCCAUUCGUUACCACUGGGGCAAUGCGAUCCAAACAGCCAGCUUGGUUAUGUUUUUCAACUGGUCAUACUGUAAAGGGAUGUCUUGAAAACCUGCACUGAGCUCCAUCCUGUCCAUUAUGUUCAGCCGCGACUAU
Molecule: messenger RNA, 1720 nt
Organism: Westerdykella ornata
Lineage: Eukaryota; Fungi; Ascomycota; Dothideomycetes; Pleosporales; Sporormiaceae
Product: heme-dependent catalase
Exons: 2
Coding region: 469-1425 (318 amino acids)
Biological process (GO): response to hydrogen peroxide; hydrogen peroxide catabolic process
Cellular component (GO): mitochondrion; peroxisome; cytoplasm
Molecular function (GO): heme binding; catalase activity
Source: RefSeq, a predicted model, not a curated record